Molecule: messenger RNA, 766 nt
Organism: Cotesia glomerata
Lineage: Eukaryota; Metazoa; Arthropoda; Insecta; Hymenoptera; Braconidae
Product: neither inactivation nor afterpotential protein C-like
Exons: 5
Coding region: 2-751 (249 amino acids)
Cellular component (GO): myosin complex
Molecular function (GO): ATP binding; cytoskeletal motor activity
Source: RefSeq, a predicted model, not a curated record
GAUGACCUAUAGGUCAAAUUUUGGUAUCUUGUAUUACUUUUAUGAUGCGAUGGAGGCAAGAGGCAAACUACAUGAUUUCAAACUCCCACCAGAAAGAAAACUUCGCUACCUUCGAGAUAAAAUUAGUGGCUAUUCGAACAGAUGUGCGUCAGAUAAAAGAAAUUAUCAUCGAGAAAAUAUCAAUAUAUUUGAGAAAAUCGACGAAAUUAUGAUUUUAAUGGAGUUUGAUGAUGCCGCUGAAUCAAUCUGGAAAACUUUAUCUGCUAUUUUACUAAUUGGAGAAAUAAGUUUCAUUAUAAAUACGGAUAAUGAAGCUGAUGUUGAUGACAUGAAAUUGUCAAACUUCGUUGCAGAGCAUCUGGGACUUGACCAGAAAAAGUUCGCUUGGUCAUUAACCAAUUAUUGUCUUAUAAGAAAAGGAGAAGCGAUCCGGCAUAAAUAUAUUUGUGAAGAAGCUCUUCUAGCUCGUGACAUUCUAGCAUGUACAUUAUAUCAAAGGCUUGUUGACUGGAUUAUUAAUUUUAUCAAUUUAAAACUCUCAGUCACUCGCACUUUAUUUGGCAGCAAAUAUUUAGUCAGCAUUUUAGAUUUUUUUGGGUUUGAAUGCUUUAAUUAUAAUAAAGUUGAACAGUUGAUUGUAAAUACCGUCAAUGAGCAACUACAAUGUUACUAUAAUCAAAGAGUCUUUAUAUGGGAAAUGACGUCACAUACCAAUCGGAGUAAGUUAAGUAUAGCAAGAAUAGCUUCCUAGGACUUUAAAGAUUAG